Messenger RNA from Saimiri boliviensis boliviensis (Bolivian squirrel monkey), 3309 nucleotides. The record is from RefSeq and is a predicted model, not a curated record. NCBI's taxonomy places the organism in Eukaryota, Metazoa, Chordata, Mammalia, Primates, Cebidae.
CUCUAUAAAAAGCGAAAGAGCUCUGGCGGCAGCGAGGGACAGCACUGAGCUCUGCCGCCUGGCCAUAGCCGCCUGCCCGGGCACCUGCCUGGACCCUCACCCACCCUUGGCCAUGGCUCUGAUAUCUCUCUGGUGGCUGCUUCGCUUGGCCACCCUCUGCCAUCUGACUGUCCUGCUGGCCGGACAGCACCACGGUGUGAGGAAAUGCAACAUCACGUGCAGCAAGAUGACGUCAGUAAGGAUACCUGUGACUUUGCUCAUCCGCUAUCAACACAACCAGGCAUCGUGUGGCAAACCUGCCAUCAUCUUGGAGACGAGAAAGAACAAGCUGUUCUGUGCUGACCCGAAGGAGAAAUGGGUCCAGGAAGCCAAGCAGCAUCUAGACCGCCAGGCUGCUGCUCGGACUCAAAACCACGGCACCUUCGAGAAGCUGAUCGGCGGGACGAUGCCCUGGACCGCCCCUGCCGCCGGGGUAAUGGACGAGUCUGUGGUCCUGAAGCCGGAAGCCACAGGCGAAAGCAGUAGCCUGGAGCUGACCCCUUCUUCCCAGGAGGAACAGAGGGCCCUGGGGACCUCCCCAGAGCUGCCGACGGUAGUGGCCGGUUCCUCAGGGACCAGGUUUCCCCCGACACCAAAGGCUCAGGAUGGAGGGCCUGCGGGCACGGAGCUUUUCGGCCUGCCUCCUGUCUCUACUGCUGCUCCGUGGCAGAGUUCUGCUCUCCACCAACCUGGGCCCACCUCUGACGCCCCCUCCACCCAGGCCCCCUCCACCCAGGCCCCCUCUACCCAGGCCCCCACUACGUCCUCCCCAGCCCCAGAGGAGAACACUGGGUCUGAAGGCCAGCCAGUGUGGAGUCAGGGACAGAGCCCCAGGCCAGAGCCCUCUCUGGAGCCGGAGAUGAGUUCCGUGCCAGCGCACAGGGAUGCCCUCCGGUACUGGGGGCCUGGCAGCAUGGCCCACAUCUCUGUGGUCCCUGUCUCCUCGGAAGGGACGCCCAGCAGGGAGCCAGUGACUUCAGGCAGCUGGACCCCUAAGUCUGAGGAACCCAUCCAUCCCACCAUGAAUUCCCAGAGGCUGAGCGUUCUUAUCACUCCUACCCCUGACACCCAGGAAGCCACCAGGAGGCAGGCGGUGGGGCUGCUGGCCUUCCUUGGCCUCCUCUUCUGCCUGGGGGUGGCCAUGUUCGCCUACCAGAACCUCCAGGGCUGCCCUCGGAAGAUGGCAGGGGAGAUGGUGGAAGGCCUUCGCUACGUCCCCCGGAGCUGUGGCAGUAACUCGUAUGUCCUGGUGCCUGUGUGAACUCCCCCGGCCUGGGCCUAGUUGUUUGAUUCAGACAGCUGCCUGGGGUCCCUCAUCCUCAAACCCACCCCCACCUAAGGGCCUGGCCUGAGCUGGGAUGCUUGGAGCAGGGAGGUGGGACCCUCCAGGUGCACAGGCUCCAAGCUCCCAGGCACACCCCAGGAGGCCAGCCUUGACCACUCUCCACCUGCCAGGGACAGACGGGGUGGCCUCCCAGCUCACCCCAGCCCCAAAACUCUCCUCUGCUGCUGGCUGGUUAGAGGUUCCCUUUGACGUCAUCCCAGCCCCAAUGAACGACUAUUUAUUAAAUGCCCAGCCCCCUCUGACCCCCGCAGCCUUGUGAGUACCAGUCCUCCCAUCUCACACAUGAGCCUCAGGCCAGGCCCCUCUGCCCGCUCCCCCAGGCCUUGUCGUGUCUCCUGGUCCUGCUGCGGUUGCCAGUCACCCCGGCCACCUGCGGUGCUAUCUCUCCCCGCCCCUCUGUACAGAGCCCACGCCCCCACUGGUGACGUGUCUUUUCUUGCAUGAGGCUAGUGUGGUGUUUCCUGGCACUGCUCCCAGGGAGGCUCUGCCCUCGGUUAGGCAUUGCGGGAAGGGGAGGUGAGGCUAUCUGGUGGCUUUGACAACGGGUGGCUUUCUUCCUUGGCCUACGCUGUGCUGAGUCUGAAGACUGGAUUCUGAUCCUAGUUCCACCACCAACCCACAGAGUUACUCCCAUCUGUGAAAGAAAAGAGCGGGGCAAGGAAUACCCGUCCCCCUGACCUUGCUCAUUGACCUGAAGCCCUUCUCUCCAGUCCGGAAUGCAGCCUCCCAGUCCUUGUCAGAGCACUUGAGUUCCUCCCGAUGGACUAAUUUGUCUUUGGACCCUGAGACCCGGAGGGCCUGCAAGGAAGUGAGUUGAUAGCAUAGAUCCUGCUCUGUGGGUCCCCAGAUGGAGGUGGGCAGAGUGGAGACCAUCCCUGAAGGCCCCGCCCGGGUUCAGCCACUGAGACAGCCUCCCCUCACCCACUAAGAGGGAGAAGGGAGAGCUCUAGGCACGUGUCUAAGAAGCCCAGGAAAGGCUCCGGAAGCAGCCACACUCCUGAUGCUCCUUCAGGGACUCCCGCAGGCAGCCAGGCCUUGAGACCCUUCGGUCCCACCCCACAUAUGUCAGAUGCUUUCCUGAAGCCUGGGUUCCCCUCCCACCUCUCUCACUCCUUGCAAACACUGUUCUCUGCCCUCCGAGACCUUCUCCUUCAUCUUUGUCCCCACCGCAGACAGGACCAGGGAUUUCCAUGAUGUUUCCACAAGUCCCCUGUUGGUUUCUGAAAGGGACUCUACCCGGGAAGGAGGGUGGGACAUGGGAAAGGGGGAGUUGUGGGCAUAAAGUCAGGACUUCCCUUUUUGGGCUACUGAAGGUUCAAGCAUGCCUGGAUGGGGUCGCGCCUGCCAGCCUGGCCCCUCAGGGUCCCUCGUGGCAGCUCACCUCUCCCUUGGAUUGUCCCCAAGUGUGACCCUUGCCCUCUACCUAAGGGGCCUCUCGUGGGCUGGAUUCUACCCAGGUGCCAGGAACACUCCUUCGCAGAUGGGUGGUUGGAGGAAGGAAACGCGGCCCUGGUUCACAGAGAGCAGGAAGCUGUGCGGUCCUGCCCACCCGGCCUCUGCGCUCCCUUGCUGAGCAUGGCGCAAUAUAUUCAGGAAGCUCAGGGAAUGGCUCAAGUGGGCUCACUCUGGCAGCUCAGAGAGGGUGACAGUGGGUCCAAUGCACUUUGUUCUGGCUCUUCCAGGCUGGGAGAGCCUUCCAGGGGUGGGGCACUCGCUGAUGGGGCCCCGCCUCCUUUGUGAGGAAGCUGCUGGGGACAGCUGGUCCCCCUUCCAUGGACAUUGUUAGUUUCUCCAAGCGUGACAUGGAUGACGAUGAUGUAGGAAGACUUUGGAAAGGGUGGAUUGAUCCUUUGACUUUUCCAACCCUCAUCACCAAUGUCUGUGUCGUUUUGUAUUUUACUAAUAAAAUUUAAAAGUCUUGUGAA